CAUGAAUCAGUUUUGUUUUGUGAAAGUUGUAAAGAGUGUAUGACGUUUCUCCAGCCGUUCUGGUCCUUGUAUCUGUCAAAAUAUCCAUAAUAUUGGGUUGUAAUUAGGUUUUUUGCGUGUAUUUCCGGUAUUUCCGUGUGAUUUGGUGUUUGUUAUGUGUCCGUGUGAAAGUGAAUGCGAAAAUUUACGAUAAGAUGCCUUUGGAAUUCGAGUAAUUUGCGAAAAAUACAGAUAAGGGCGAGAGAGAAUGUUCAACUUUAUCAAGAAGGCGGGUACCGGAGUUACGUACGAUAAAGAUGACAAAGAGAAAAGGAAGAGGGAGAAGAAAGAGAAGAGGGAAAAGCAGAAAAGAGAGAGGGCCAGCUUGUCUACAGAGGAAAUCCUGAGACUAGACGAGGUUAGGAAAUCCCUGAAGAUCGGCCGGAGGAAGGAGAAGGAGAAACUGCCGUCCGGCAUAACCGCCGACUACACCGCCGACUUCCUGGCCAGCCUGGAGCGCGACGACCAGACCUCCUACACCAUCCAGGACUCCCCCUCGCACGCCGGCCACCUCCAGGACGGCUACACGCAGAGCGACAGCUCCGAGACCAGCCUCAACUCGCUGAACCAGCAGCGGCUCAAGGCGCCGCCCGCGCUGCCUCCCAAGCCGCCCAAGAGGGGCAUCCUGAAGGCGCCCAGGGCCGCGAGGACCGGCGGCGGGGGCGAGAACGGCAACGCGGACGCGGCCGACCACGCGGACCUGGCCAGGAACACGCUGCGCAACGAGGUGAUCGAGUACCAGAACCUGCAGAACGGCAGGACGAACGGCAAGGACGUGUCCGAGCAGCUGCUGGUGAUCACGUCUACAUCGCCCAGCGGCGACUCCUUCUCGGACACGACGAAUUCGAGUUUCGCCACGCCGCCGUUCUCGUUGAGUCCGAUCGGGGAGUCCCAGGGGUUCCAUCGAUGGAACCGAACGUCGAACCUAGAAGACCUCAACCUACCAUUACCCGCCAUCACACCUAUGGUCCUUCCCCCACCCCGGACACUAACCAUCGCCCGCCAAAAACCUCCCCGCACCGAUUUCGGCUUCUCCCUGCGUCGAGCCAUGGUCCUGGAGAGAACGCCCGCCAACGAUGGCGGCGGCGCCUCCGGCGUCGUCAACAUGAGGGCGGUCAUCUUCGCUGAACCGGGCGCCGUGGUGCAAAACGUCAACGAGACUGGCCUCCUCCCCGGGGAUAAGCUGCUCGAGGUCAACGGCGUCUCCGUCCACGACAGGACCAGGGAGGACAUCAUCGACAUGAUCAAGGCCAGCGGCGACUUCGUGACGCUCAAGGUGCAACCGGUGGCGGAGUUGAGCGAGUUGAGUCGAAGAUCGGCGCAAGAUGGCGGAGAGAUUGUCCUGGACGAUUCGAACAUCAAGGGGGGCACUUUGAGGAGGUCCGGGAGCUGCAGGUUCAAGAAUUCAGCCACGGCUAAGACGGAGGAGCAUCUGCAGAAGGAGAAGCAAUGGUUGGAGAAGGAGAAAGUAUGGUUCAUGCACAGGGGAGGCUUCACGCUUGCUACAAAAAUUCAGAAUGAGCAUUUGGAUUCCGGCAAAGUGAAAAUCCACAUAGACCAAACCGGCGAAAACCUGAUUGUGGACGAAGAUGAUAUUGAAAUUGCUAAUCCACCUCAGUUCGACAGGGUGGAAGAUCUCACUCACUUAAGACGCCUCAACGAGUCAAGUGUCCUCCAUACUUUGAGGCAGAGGUUCGCCUUCAAUUUGAUCCACACCUACGCCAGCAAUUCCACAUUGAUCGUGAUCAAUCCCAUGGCACCAUUGGCCAUAUAUUCCGAGAAGGUGGUGUCCCUUUUUAAGGGAUGUAAAAGUGAAGAUAUGCCUCCACACAUAUAUUCGAUAUCCCAAUCAUCCUACCAUGGCAUGGUUGCGACAAGGAGAGAUCAGUCACUGCUCUUCUUGGGCAGGUCCGGCUCAGGGAAAACCACGAACUUCAGGCAUGCCAUCCAGUAUCUAGUCACGUCUGCCGGGUCCUUGAACAAAGCGGUCACGGUAGAAAAAUUGGCAGCCUUGUGGACGGUGCUGGAAAACUUCGGCAAUUGUAAGACUGUGCUGAACUCCAAUGCCACUAGAUUCACGCAGAUUUUCAGCCUUGACUACGACCAGAGCGGUGUUGUUACUUCGGCGAGCAUACAGGUACUUCUGCUGGAGAAGAACCGAAUCGUCAAGAAAUUGGACAAUGAGACAACGUUCCACAUAAUGCAGAGGAUAUUGUGUGGAGUCGAAGGUAGACUGCGCAAGGAGCUUCUUCUGGACAAUGUUUCUGGUACUGAAACUAAUCAAUUCUUCACACCCCUCCAAAAACAUGAAGAAAGACAAAGGGCCCAGACCGAAUUCAUAAAAGUCUGCUCUUCUAUGAACAUUCUGGGAAUCACCGAGACCGAACAGAAGGCAAUCUUCAUGGUGUUGGCAGCGAUAUAUCAUUUGGGUUGCGCUGGAGCUGUAAAAGCCCCCAGCAACAAUAGAUAUCAGUUCGCGAAUCCGCAAGCAGCACACAGGGCUUGUACACUGCUCGGUACAAACGUGGAGGACCUCUCAAGGUUACUUUUCAGUACUACGUCAGGUGGAAUGGUGACUCCAAAUGCUCCAAGGGCUCCAUUCAGGACUCCGUCGCCAAUAGACAAAGGUUUCGAUCGGGAAGCUGUCGGGAUGGAAGCUAUAGAAGGCCUAAUUAUUGGAUUGUACUCCGAACUGUUCAGCUGCGUUGUUUAUCUAUUGAAUAGGUCCCUAUCAGCACCAACGCACUCUGUUACGUCCAUACUCCUUGUCGACGCCCCUGGCUUCCAGAACCCAGCCUCCUGCGGACAUCAGAUAGGCGCCACAUUCGACGAUCUAUGCCACAAUUAUCUGCAAGAAAGGUUGCAGCUGCUCUUCCACAACACCAAUCUUGUCGCGCCCAAGGACAAGUAUGUUCAGGAGAACAUCGAAAUCGAUUUCGACACUAACGAUAACGAGAGCCACGUGAACCCCCUGCCUCUGGUCAAUCUACUGGACAAGACCGCUCAAAAUAGCGUGGUGAGAACUUCUUACACCGACCUGCACGAGGCAGACAGACGGGGUUUGUUGUGGCUGUUGGACGAAGAAGGCAUAUACCCGGGAUCCAGCGAUGAAUCCUUCAUAGAAAGACUUUUCACCCAUUAUAGCGAUAGAGAUCAUCAGUUGCUGCUGAGGAAGGCUCCGGGGAACAACCAGUUCAUGCUUCAUCAUCUCCAAGGUACCAACCCCGUUCUUUAUACCGUCAAGGGGUGGUUGAAGAGUAGUAGGGAGAAUCCUAUGGCUAGAGCCGCGAUGGGUAUACUGUUGGAGAGUUGCAAGGAAGAUUUGAGCAAGCUCUUCGUGAAUGUUAGAGGACUAGGGGGCUCUGGUAUGAGUAGUUCUAUGUUAGCAAUCGAUGGUUCGCAGUCUUUGAAGCGAGCUUCCAGUAUGAGGAGGACUUUUGGUGGAAACGCCGCUAUGAAGAGAAGGAGUGUAUGUCUACAGACAAAAUUCACCAUCGACGGUUUGAUAGAGACUUUGCGACGUACGAAACUUCGAUUCGUGCAAUGCAUGUUGCCAUCUCACGAUGCAGCUUGCAACGACGUCAGUUCUAACCUCUUGGGAGUGAAGAACGACGGUAUCGACGACUUGAUCAACUUGCCUCUGCUGAGAUCGCAGAUAAGGGGAGCUCAGAUCUUGGACUCUGUGAGGCUCAACAAACAAGGCUUCCCCAACUACAUGCCUCUAGGAGAAUUCAGGAGACGUUUCAAACUGCUGUCCGGCGAUAUCAAAUCGUCAGGACCAGUGCUGGAUGAGAGAAAAGCGGUAGAGGACAUGUUGCAGACAUUGGAUCUGGAGCUUACCAGUUAUAGGGUUGGACUGAGUGUGGUGUUCCUCAGAAAUGGUAUACUCUCCCAGCUGGAGUCGCAGAGGGAUGAGUGCCUUGGUGGUAUGGUGGUCAAGCUGCAGGCUCACUGCCGAGGCUACCUGGCUCGUAAGAAACUGUCCCAGAGGAAACUCCAAGACCUGGCCGUUAGGUGUAUCCAGAGGAACGUUCGGAAAUUCAUGCUCGUUCGCGACUGGCCAUGGUGGAGGCUUUUGGUCAGGGUAACUCCCUUGCUCAACGUCCAUAGGACUGAGGAGAAGCUCAAGAUGAAAAUGGAGGAAUUAGAGGCGCUGAAGGCCAAAUACGAAAAAAUAGAACAAGAAAGGACACUACUCAAACAUGAGAACGACAAGUUGGAGGCUAAGAUGAGCGACAUGGCCGCCGACCUGGCCGAAGAACAGUCCGCGGCGACGUUGGCCACAGAAAGGCUGGAAGCCGAGACCGGCGAACGUUUGAGGCUCGAACGAGAGCUCUCGGAGGUGACCACCAAGAACAAGGAGCUGAACAGGGCUAGCGAGAGGCUCGAGAUGGAACUGCUGUACGCGAGGUCCGACCUGAACGGCAUCUCCGAGGAGGACGACGACGAUAACGAGGCCGAAGGUGGCGGUGUAUACAAACAACGUUACGAGAGGGUGUUCAGGGAGCUGGAGUUCACCAAGAGGAGGUUGAGGCAGCAGCACGAGGACGAUCUCGAGCAGCUGGUGGGGCUGAAGAAGCAGCUGGAGAAGAAGUUGAACGAUGCUUACGAAGAAGCUGAAGAACAGAGACAGGUAGUCGGACAGUGGAAGAACAAGGUGCAAAAAUUGAACGGCGAAAUGAACGAUCUUAAACUGCUGCUCGAAGAGCAGAACGCAAGGAACAAUCUGCUGGAGAAGAAACAGCGGAGGUUCGAUUCGGAGACCCAGAUGCUAAACGACGAACUGAAGAAAGAGAGGAACGCCAAAGAGAGAGCGGUUCGAGAAAAGGAGGUGUUGAUAACAGAGAAAUACAGCGUGGAGACUGCCCUUGCGGACACCAGGUUGGAGCUGGACCUCAAAGAGCAGAAGCUGAACAUUCUCCAGAGGGAAUACGAUGAAUUAACUUGCGGCGAAAGGACAGAAGAGGAAAUAACGAACCUCAGGAGACAGAAGAUCGAGCUGGAGAGGAAAGUAAAGGACCAGGAGGAAGAACUGGACGAACUGGCUAGUCAGGUGCAGUUAUUGGAACAGGCGAAGUUGAGGCUGGAGAUGACCGUUGAGAGCAUGAGGAAGGAGGCCAAGAAAGAGGCAAAUCUGAGGGACGAAGAAAUGGAGGAGAUGCGAGGAAAUGCGCAGAAAAGGGUCAAAGCUUUGGAGGCUCAACUGGAGAACGAACACGAAGAAAGGACUAUGCUUCUGCGUCAAAAACACGAAUUGGAGCGAAGACUGGCUUCUGCUGCCGAAUCCGAAAGGCAUGAUAGGGAGGGUGAUGAGGUGCUGAUCAGGAGGCUGAAGAACGACUUGAGAAAAACGAAGGCAUUGCUCAGGGACUGCCAAACGCAACUGGACAUGCAAAAAGCUGAUGCUCCAGGAAAGAACGUUAUAAGGCAACUGAAGAACCAAGUGGAAGACUUAGAGUGCGCCAGGGCCUUGGCGGUCAAGAUCAAACAAAGCCUCGAGGCCGAGCUCUCCGACACUCAGUCUCAGCUGGAAGAAUCGAACAGGCUGAGGCGAGACGCCGAAGAAAAGGCCAAUCACCUGGCCAGAGAGAAGGGCGAGCUCCAGUCUCAGCUGGAAGAGAACGAAGAAGAACUGGCCGAGGUGUUCAAGAAGUACAAGGCGGCCAUCCAACAGAUGUCGCUGGACCAGAUGGCGCUUCAAGAGCAGGUGUCCUUGGUAUCCGAGUUAGAGGUGGAAAGGAACCAACUGAAAGAGCAGCUGGCGGAGUUGACCACGAAGCUGGAGAGCGCGGAGUAUAUGGGCGAUGCUUCGUCGAAUCUCCUUGCCAAGAGGAACGAGUUCAAAGUGAAGGAGCUGGAGUCCAAGUUGGACCUGGAGCAAUCGACCAGGAGCAGGUUGGAGAUCCAGAUAUCCCGUCUGAAGGAAUCGGUGGAGAAGCUCCAGUCGGAAGUGACCGCGUGGAAGACGAAGGAGCAGCAGGCCCAAGACCAGAUCAAGAAACUUCAACGGUCCCUCAGGGAAACGAAAGAGGAGCUGAACAACGCCCUAUCGAAAGAGAUGGAGGCCAGCCAGAGGAAGAAGGACCUGGAGAAGAGGCUGGAGAAUCUGGAGACGGAGGCGGCGAGCGAGAGGAACGAUCUGAAGUUGGCGAAGAAGCGAAUCGAAGAUCUGCAGCUGGCUUUGCAGGGAGAGCUUGGGGAUAGUGUUUCAGAUCAUUCCGAAAGUGACCCUGGCGAUUCAGACUGCGAUUCAGUCGAUACAUAUCUUCCCAACAACAGAGGUUCAUCAUUUGACGGAAGAAGAUUCGACAAUUUGAGCCGAUCAAGCACAUCCUCCAGCAAUCUAGGAAAGGAGGCGUCAUUUACCUGAGUAGCGCAGAAUCUGUGCCGGACAUUUUCUUGGUUCUUCUAUCGCAGAGAUGGACAAGAUGAAGGCACAGAUGACGCGAGAGAAGCCGUGACGGAAUUUGUCUGAUGGAACCAUCAUUAUCGGAUGUGAUAAAGAAAUUGUACUGUAUAAAAGUAUGAAGGUUAUAACCUCAGACCUCUUAAGAGUUCGACAGAAAGAUUCGAAAUUUUAUUAUUUAUUAUGUAUCAUUUUAAUAUUGUAAUUUUUGUAUAUAUUUCACAGAAAGGUCGUUCGUACAUGAGAAUCGGUGGAGGAGAUUUGUCAAUUUGUAUGACGAGAAUGUAUUUAGCAUUUCUUCAUGAAGUAUAUUUGUAUAUAAUGCAUCGCGAAAUGGACUUCUGUUGUAUCGUCCACCAAUGUGGCGUUUGUUAUUCUUGUCACUAUUUAGAGGGCUCAUUUUAAGAAGUCGUCUAUAGUGCCUUUUAUGAAGGAGUUGUUCAUAUGAAUUUCAGUUAAAUAUAUUGUAUAGAAAAUAUGUAUGUGUACCACUGCUAGCUUUGUAUACCUGUAUAUUUACCAUGUAAGUUAUUAAUAAACGCUCUGUUCAAGGAGAAUAGAGGAACCUCUCGUGAA
Messenger RNA from Coccinella septempunctata (seven-spotted ladybird), 7021 nucleotides. RefSeq names its product unconventional myosin-XVIIIa (gene Mhcl). Gene Ontology annotation, molecular function: protein binding; ATP binding; cytoskeletal motor activity. The record is from RefSeq and is a predicted model, not a curated record. The transcript has 25 exons. Gene Ontology annotation, cellular component: myosin complex. The coding region runs from base 248 to 6409 and encodes 2053 amino acids. Lineage: Eukaryota; Metazoa; Arthropoda; Insecta; Coleoptera; Coccinellidae.